UCCCACGUGCGUUUUGUUGUUGUUUUGAUUUCGCGUGCAGCAAAAUAAAAUUUUCUCGCUGUUUUCCGGGAUUUUCUUUAUUAAAAAUGCUAGGAUUUUAACAAAACUUUUAAAAAUAGUGCAGUGAAAAAUAAUUAGUAGAAAUCAUGAAGUUUGCUUACAAGUUUCAAAAUCUUCUGGGCACCGUCUAUCGGAAGGGGAAUCUGCAGUUCACCCCUGAUGGGAAUUCCGUUAUAAGUCCUGUUGGCAACAGGAUAACCAUCUAUGAUCUCAAGAACAACAAAGUCAAAUCUUUGACUUUGGAGAGUAGAUUCAAUUACACAGCCCUCGAUAUGUCACCAAAUGGAGCCCUUCUGCUGGCUAUUAAUGAAAUUGGGGAGGCACAGAUGAUCAGCACUGUGUCCUUUACAGUUGUCUGCACGCACAAAUUCACAAGCCGCGUCUCUUGUGUGAAGUUUAGCCCCGAUGGGCGAUAUUUUGUUGUCUGUGACAACAAUACGGUAUUUAUCUUCAAGACUCCCGGACAGUUGACUGGAGAAUAUGGCUCAUUUGCCCUGAAGAUGCUCUUCAGGGGAGCCCACGACGAUGUCAUCUCUGCUGAUUGGUCAACUGAUUCUCGUGUUGUAGUUGUGGGUUCCAGAGAUAACUGCACACGUGUCUAUGGCAUUGAUAGAUUUAAGCACUUCCGGACAACUGUGCUCGGGGGGCACACCGAUGCAAUUGUGGGAUGUUUCUUUGAAGAAAAUGCCAUGCACGUGAAUUCCAUUUGCCGCAAUGGGCAGCUUUGUAUUUGGGAAGCAAAUCUUGAGCUAAAAGAUCUCAUUCCCAUGGAUAAAGUGCCGGAGGAGCCAACAGAGAAACGUCAGCGUGCUGAGGAAGAUGAUGAGUUUGCAGAGGAGAAAGAUUAUGAGCGCGAGAAGGAAGUAAAUGUAGAGGAAAGUCUUGGUGAUGCUGUAGAAGAGGAUGAUGAGCGUGAUAAGCUGGGAAAGGUGAUUCCCAAAGAUGUAAAGGAAGAAGAGAAGAAGUUGCGGUAUAAGAGGAUUCUGAGAUUCUUCCUGGCCGAUGAGGCACGCAAGGAGAAUCCCCAAGCCUUCCUCACAGCUUCAGCGUAUCACAAAAAAACACGAAUUCUCGUAUCGGCAUUCUCAACGGGUGCUUUCUACUUGCAUGAGCUGCCGGAAGUGAAUCUCAUUCACUCCCUGAGUAUUUCGGAUUAUCAAAUUGACACAGCGACGUUCAAUGGGACUGGAGAUUGGAUUGCAUUGGGUGUAGCGGGUGUUGGACAACUCCUCGUGUGGGAGUGGCAGAGUGAGAACUACGUGAUGAAGCAACAGGGUCAUUCCAGUGACAUGAGCUGCCUUGCUUACUCGCCAGAUGGGCAAUUUAUAGCCACAGGUGGGGAAGAUGGGAAAGUGAAGAUAUGGAAUCUCCACACGGGCUUCUGUUUUGUCACAUUCAGCGAUCACGCGGGCCCUGUAACAGCCGUGGAGUUCAGUAGGAAUCGAAAAUUUCUCAUUAGUGCUUCCCUGGAUGGCACUGUGCGUGCCUUUGAUAUGCUUCGACAGCGGAAUUUCCGCACCUUCACUACGCCACAGCCAACGCAGUUCUCCAGUGUAGCACUGGAUUGCUCAGGAGAGCUCAUAGCGGCUGGGAGUCAGGAUGUCUUUGAGAUCUACGUGUGGUCUGUGAAGUUGGGUAAACUCCUGGAGGUUCUAAGUGGCCACGAAGCUCCCGUUGUGGCGUUGGCUUUCUCCCCAAUUCCCACGUCAUCAACCCUCGUCUCGGGCUCGUGGGAUAAGACACUGAAAGUCUGGAAUUGCCUCGAAACAUCCGCUGAUCAUGAAUCGAUCGAUCUCAUGUCUGACGCUGUUGCCGUGGCUUUCCAUCCUGCUGGGGAGGAAGUUGCCGUUGCCACUAUCAAUGGCAACAUCUCUGUCUUUCAUGCCAAAUCCGCUCAGCAGGUUGCCCUCAUUGAGGGGCGCAGUGAUCUCGGAAGUGGGGUCAGUGAAGUUGAUGUUGUGACGGCAAAGAAAAAUCUUCAGGGAAAAUGCUUCACGACCAUCUCCUAUUCUGCCGAUGGAGACUGCAUCCUGGCGGCGGGAAAGUCCAAGAAUAUCUGUAUCUACCACGUGAAGGAAGAUAUGCUGCUGCGGAAGUUUGAAAUGACACAAAAUCAGAGCCUGGAUGGACUCAGCGAUUUCCUGAAUCGCCGGCAAUUGUCAGAGUUUGGGAAUUUAGCUCUUGUGGAGCAACGUGAACCUCUAGAAGGGGGGAAUGUCACAAUUCGCUUACCUGGCGUACAGACGGGGGAUAUGGCCACGAGGAAUUUUAAGCCUGAAUUCCGAGUGACGUGCGUUCGCUUUUCCCCUACGGGACUAACGUGGGCAGCUGCGUGCACAGAAGGGCUCAUGGUGUACUCCCUGGACAAGGGGCUUGUCUUCGAUCCGUACCAUCUGUCGCAAGAAGUUACGCCACGUGCUGCACGAGAUCUCAUGGGGAAGCAGGAAUUCUCAUCUGCUCUCAUCAUGGCACUCAAGCUAAAUGAGACGGCGCUUAUUCAUCAAGUUAUUGAGUCUGUACCCCUUAGAGACGUGAAACUCAUCGUACGGAGCCUCCCGGAGGAGUUUGGGGCGCGUCUUGGGGAGAUUGUGGCUCAGCUGCUUAUGGGCACGCCGCAUGUCCAGUUCUAUCUGCAGUGGGCCUGUGAGGUGAUUACGUGGUUUGGCCCAAAGGAGACCGUCCUGCCGCAUCAUACCCUUCUCGCGUUACACCAGAGCCUUUCACGGAAAUACGAGACACUGUCGAAAGUAUGUGACUUUAACCGAUACACCAUGCGGGUGCUCAAAUCCGUGGCCAAUGUGCGAGCUGCUCAGGAGGAAGUUCCUGAUGCUGAGGAUGCUGAAAUGCAACUCAUUUCUGUGGACAAUGAGCAAGAAAUGGCAGGGAGUGAUCAUGAGAGUAGCAGUGAAGGAGAUGAAGAAUGAUUUCGAGGAGAAAGAAAAACCAGAAAGGUGUUGUGCGCUACACACCAUUGAAGGCGUGCAGCAAUUCGCAGGAUUUGAAAGUACGUACAGCAAAAAAAAUGUUAUUAGAUAAUUCUUUUAAAAUAUAGAUUUUCUGCUGAUUA
Messenger RNA from Lutzomyia longipalpis, 3127 nucleotides. Its product is annotated as periodic tryptophan protein 2 homolog. Gene Ontology annotation, biological process: maturation of SSU-rRNA from tricistronic rRNA transcript (SSU-rRNA, 5.8S rRNA, LSU-rRNA); ribosomal small subunit assembly. The record is from RefSeq and is a predicted model, not a curated record. Lineage: Eukaryota; Metazoa; Arthropoda; Insecta; Diptera; Psychodidae. Gene Ontology annotation, molecular function: protein binding. The transcript has 8 exons. Gene Ontology annotation, cellular component: Pwp2p-containing subcomplex of 90S preribosome; small-subunit processome. The coding region runs from base 147 to 2984 and encodes 945 amino acids.